UCGCCGUCAAUCUGGUUAGUCCGUCAUGCAGUUUGCUUAUUUAUAUCGACGUGACUGGCCUGCUUCGGUCACCUCAUUUUGCUUCUUCCACUGCCUCCAGACUUAAGACUUAAGACUUAAGACCUCACCCAAUCCCUCUCCUCUCGGUCUACCUACCAACCUCUUGCCCCUCACAUAAUGGCUCCCCUCCGUCCCAACACCGACUACGAGCGCUGGCUCCGUGACUCCAACCCCGACCGCAUGCUUGCCGCCGAACCUGACUACGGCCAAGUGCAAAAGGCCGCCGAGAUGGAUUCCGCUCUGGAAUACCAACCACCCCUCUCCAACCCUCAGAUCUACAUCAUGCGAGACGACAAAUCCUUCCAGGUCUGGGAAAACAGACCUCCCUUCUCCACCGCAUACAUCAUCCCCGUCUUCGUCGUAAUAGUCGCCAUCAUCUUCAUCAAGACGCGACAUUCGCGGAAAGAGGGCGCCGUCAGCCUGAAAGGAUAAUUUUGUUAUUUGGGUGGUGUUUUGCAUGGUCCGGCGUGGUUGAUUUGACCUUGUCCGUCUUUUGAGUUUAUGUUCAUGCCGAUGUUAAUAUUUCAUACCCUGUUCUAUACCUAUGCUAUGUCAGAAGCGAUGAUUUCAUUUGUCUAUAUUUUAUUUUCUUUCCUCUUUGAUCCUUGGGUCCUUGUUCGUCCUUGUUCGUCAGAAGUUGGUUGCUUUAUUGCAUCACUUGAAUCCCACUCGGAUG
This is a messenger RNA of Aspergillus steynii IBT 23096, 736 nucleotides long. RefSeq lists its product as uncharacterized. The coding region runs from base 178 to 492 and encodes 104 amino acids. NCBI's taxonomy places the organism in Eukaryota, Fungi, Ascomycota, Eurotiomycetes, Eurotiales, Aspergillaceae. The transcript is spliced from 2 exons. The record is from RefSeq and is a predicted model, not a curated record.